AUGUCCUCCUUCCCUUCCUCUACCCGGGCCCCCCAUGGCCACUCCAACUCGUCGCACCGUCAAUUCCCCGCCUACAACCCGGUCGCCGCCGUGACCGCUCCCGCGGGCACGUUCUUGCCCGGGACCAAAGUUCAGGUGGGCAGUCACCGCGUCGUGGUGGACAAGUAUCUCUCGGAGGGCGGGUUUGCUCAUGUCUACGUGGUGCGGCUGCCCAAGGGGGCCAAGGGCUCGGAAACGGCGGUGCUGAAGCGAGUCGCUGUCCCCGACAAGGGGGCGCUCGCCAACAUGCGCACCGAGGUCGAGACGAUGAAGAAGCUCAAGGGCCACCGGCACAUUGUCACCUACAUCGAUUCGCAUGCCUCCCAGCUCAGUGGAGGCGGGUUCGAGGUCUUCCUGCUCAUGGAAUACUGCGCGGGUGGCGGUCUGAUCGAUUUCAUGAAUACCAGGCUCCAAAAUCGCUUGACAGAACCGGAAAUCAUCAAGAUCUUCUCGGAUGUCGCCGAGGGUGUGGCCACUAUGCAUUAUCUGAAGCCACCUCUGCUCCAUCGGGAUCUCAAGGUUGAGAACGUCCUGAUCUCGCGUUCCGGGGGUUCGUCUUGUUACAAACUGUGUGAUUUUGGGUCCUCUGCACAGCCGCGUCCAGCAGCCAAGUCGGCCGCCGAGGGUCGAUUGAUUGAGGAUGAUGUGCAGCGACACACAACGAUGCAGUAUCGCAGCCCGGAGAUGAUCGACGUCUACCGGAAGCAGCCUAUUGAUGAAAAGAGUGAUAUCUGGGCGCUUGGUGUGUUCCUGUACAAGUUGUGCUACUAUACCACUCCGUUUGAAGAGGUUGGGCAGAUGGCCAUCCUCAACGCCACUUACAAGUUCCCCUCCUAUCCUUCCUUUUCGGAUCGACUGAAGACAUUUAUCGCAUCAAUGCUCAAAGAAGAUCCGCGGAAGCGCCCAAACAUCUACGAGGUGGUGCGCGAGGUGUGUCGCAUGCAGAAGAAGGAUGUUCCAAUUCGCGAUAUCUACUCUAAUCGCACUGCCUCUGAGGCGCGUCGAAACCAAGAACUGCCACCCACGCCCAUAGAGGCUCCUGCAGUGGGGGCAAAAUUUUCACCACCUAUUCAGGAAACCCAAAUCAUUCCUGAGAUUGCACCUAUGCGUCGAGGACGGCCUAGCAAGCCCCAAUCAUCUCAACAUAACUCCGCUAAACCAAGCCCAUCUCCUUACCGGGGCCGGGGCGACUCCACCAGUUCACCCACUGAUCCCUUUGAAGCUUUGGAUGGUGGCGUUGCCAGGAGGAAGAAGAUUGCAGACGAGCUGUCCAAUCGAUUCCCGACCUUGGAUCAGUUUGAUAUUUUACACGAGAAAGGGGACAGGUUCAAUUUCGAGCCGACAGCGGAGCCCUCCAAGUCGGACGAGGACGUCUCCCAGAGACUCACCAAUGCCUUGGCCGACGAAGCCUUUGCUCCACGCCCGUCGCAGGAGCAAGUAACUCGGCAAGUCUCGCCCGUGCGGUCUCUGCCUGCACGUAGCGCUCCUCAGCAAUCCGCGCCGCUGUAUCAACCUACUCCUCAGCGGCCCUCAAUGGUUUCCACUGGGACAAUGACAUCUCCUGCACAGACGCCUCGUAUAUCAGAGCCGAAGAUAUCCAGUCGACCGAUUUACCGAUUCCCGUCAUCGGACGAACGGCGGCCUUCCAGUCAGCCAUGGGCUGACGACGAGCGUACAACGCACAAGGUACCGUCGCCGAGUAUGAGGCCGGGCACCAGUCCGCGGUUGUCGUCUGACCGGUUAUCGAUCCAGUCGAACUCCGCACGGCCGUCGAUGGAAAAGUUGCGACGGCCGACUGGGUUGGGCUUGGAGCUUGAUGAUUCCAUCGGACGAUCCAAAUCCGCCGUGGCAAAGGCUCGCCCGGUUUCCGUGGGGAAGAUCGACCUCCCGCGCGAGUCCGAAACAAGUCGAUCCUCUGUGGAUCUGUCUCACAUGCAAUACGAGGAUGGAGCACCGCUGCAAUCUGUUCGUACGGAUACUGAGGACCGGUCGAACAUUUCGUCGGAUGUCGACUAUUUGCGCGCAAUGGAAGAAGAGAGUAAUCGGAAACGCGAGAAGCGAGCCAGCAGUGGCUCGAAACACAUCAAGCGCGGCAGUCUGUCCAAUCUGUCCCUCUCCGGGACCAAGACCUUGUUUGGUGGCCGCUUUGGUGAUGCAUUCCGUCGUUUCGAAAGCAGCAACCAGGAUGCGCCGCCCACGCCAUCGCCCCCGCCGAACGAGGAUUUCAUUCUGGACGACCUCGAUCGCGAUGACAUCAGCCCGGAAAUGCGCCGCGAGUUGGAACGUCGCCGCCUGUCCCAAGAGGAGAAGAGGGUCGCCAACGCCGCGGCUGAGUACCGGCGCCGGGUGGCUGAAGGGGAAGGUGGACGAACAGGCGGCGAUGGGCCCCGCGCCCGUGCAAUCCAGAACAAGGUGCAGUCCUUGUUUGGCGAGUCCAACAAGGCCGCGCCGCCGCCCAAGACCGCGACUGGGUACGGCCACUAUACUGAGUCACCCCCUGCUUUGCAGGCAAAGCACGAGGUGCGGUCAUCCAGCUCUGAGGCGCCACGGAUGAUUUCUCAAAACCCAGGCCCCGUGUACGGUGGUCGAGAAGGGCCUUCGUCUCCCCCAGACCGUCAAGGAGGUACCAGUGCGCCUCUCCCGCAGUCUUCGACGGGUUACUCCUCGGGCCCACGGCCUGGAUCGCGUCCGAUGGCACCCCCGAAACCCAAGAAUCUCCGGGUUGGCGGUGGGCAAGGGACCUCCCGGCCCAGUACAGGACAGGAUGCUAGUCAAACGACUCCCGCUACCCCGGGUGAUGACUGGGAAGCCCAGUUCACCCGCCGUUUCCCUAGCCUUUCGGGCCUGGAGAUGGAGACAGAGAUCAAAUCGCCCCAGUACCACAGCCUGCGGACACGGAAAGUGUAG
Messenger RNA from Penicillium lagena, 2946 nucleotides. RefSeq names its product putative serine/threonine protein kinase. Gene Ontology annotation, molecular function: ATP binding; protein serine/threonine kinase activity. The record is from RefSeq and is a predicted model, not a curated record. The transcript is spliced from 4 exons. Gene Ontology annotation, cellular component: cytoplasm. Gene Ontology annotation, biological process: peptidyl-threonine phosphorylation; protein autophosphorylation; actin cortical patch assembly. Lineage: Eukaryota; Fungi; Ascomycota; Eurotiomycetes; Eurotiales; Aspergillaceae. The coding region runs from base 1 to 2946 and encodes 981 amino acids.